UCGAUCGAUUCUUGUUACAAGUGCUACUUUUUAGAACUCCAUCUCAGCCCACAGUCUGAAAAAACUGCUUGGCGGCUUGCGGAGGAGGAAAAUGGCCGACCUUGGGAGCUGUGAGAACGUUACAAGGAAGGGACCAACGGAACCUUUAAGGCCUCGUAUAGGAGCAUCACCAGAACUAGAGGCCGAGUCUGAAUUUGAGGACGAUGAAUCUUCCUAUAGCGAUACCUUAAGUGAACAAGAUCAAGAACCUGAGGACGCAUUUGUGGAUCGUGAUGCCCUUGUUGAGCGCGUGAAGCACAUAGCAAAUCCACAAAAAAUACCAUCGCUGCCCAAAGAGCUUAUUAGGCAAAGAGGAUCUAGAACACAUAAGGUCCAAAUGAGUCCAACACGGAAAAGCUCUCGAAGGAAGGGGUCAAAGGAGCCUGUAACGCCUGGGAGAAAAGCAUCACUCGAACUAUAUGCCGAGUCUGGAGCUGAGGACGAACAUGCGCCUUCGGAUAGUGAUAGCUCAAUUGAGCAAGAUCAAGCUGAAGAAAUCGAAAACGAACUUGAUCAUGUACUGCGUAAGGGAGAUUUCGAUGCUAUUAAAGAAAAAGUCACUCCAAAAACCCUAUCAAGGUGUAAAACUAAUACCUUGCUCAAAGCUUUCCAGGUAAACAAAGCACUCCGAGAUUUAUCAGGUCGUGGAAUCCCUGAAAAAGACGAUAUAGAAAAGCUGGAAAAAUAUGUGAAUGAGUUCACAUCAGCCCUAGUUGACCCUCUAAAAACCAACGCCGAUAACAGAAGAACAUUUCAAAGUUGUUUUGACUGUGUGGUAGACGAGGCAAUCGACACGAAGCAGAAAAAGGUAUCAAAGGAAAGAAUAUAUAUGAAAAUUACAAGGAUUACUUUACGACUCCUUAUUUCGUCUUUCUUCGCGACACACUAAGCUAUCUUACGCUCCUUGGUCUUCCCUUUGCCAUUUGCCUGUCCCCUUCAACUGUGUCUUUCAGUCAACCAGAACGGGUCAUUUUGUUUUUUUUUCUGGGA
Messenger RNA from Stylophora pistillata, 1029 nucleotides. RefSeq lists its product as uncharacterized. Gene Ontology annotation, biological process: calcium ion transmembrane transport; regulation of cytosolic calcium ion concentration. Gene Ontology annotation, cellular component: cation channel complex; plasma membrane. Gene Ontology annotation, molecular function: protein binding; inositol 1,4,5 trisphosphate binding; store-operated calcium channel activity. The record is from RefSeq and is a predicted model, not a curated record. Lineage: Eukaryota; Metazoa; Cnidaria; Anthozoa; Scleractinia; Pocilloporidae.